AUGACCAACCAGCAAUACAACUGCCAUUUCCUGGCUACAUCAAACACCGCGUCCGCUCUAGAAUUAGCUGAUCAGAUAGUGGAUGAGAUGAAUGACCUAUCUACACAUGGGUUCAAUGCCUAUGAUGCAGGAAUUCAAGCAGAAGUAUUGGUCAUGCCCUUUGUGCUAUGUUUUCUAGGGGACUCCCCUAUGCAUGCUGAGAUUGCAAACACUCCCAUGCCUUCAACUGCUUUGAAUCCCUGUCGAACGUGCAAAUUGGCCGCUCCAGGAAAGGGGGCCAAAUCCACACAUGACUAUGUUAAUGAUUUCUUGGGCAAAAACAAGGAUGGAGAAAAGGCAAGUUUUAGAUACCGAAAGUGGUCCGAGACAAUCGCACAUACACAUGAGCUUUGGAACAUUGGUAUGAAUAAGUCAAAAAAGAAGUUUGAUGAACGAUCUAUUGAAGUAGGAGUACGGGACGUCUUUAAUCGUACAUGUCUGCAGAUCAUCAAGGACCGCAAGGCUUCCAAGACAAAAAAGAUAUUGAUUCGACAGAUGCACAGGGCCAAGUCAUCCAAAUUGUUCAGCCCAAUCCUCAGACUAAAAGGCUUUGAUGGAGGUAAUGACACCCCAGUGGAAAUAUUACAUGUAUUUCUCCUGGGAGUUGUGAAGUAUCUUCUGAGAGAUUUUAUGACCACCACGAUCAAGCCCAAACAUAUCCCCCAGUUGAUAGCCUCAUGGGACUCAUUCAAGGUGCCACCAUUGGACACCCCACAAAUUGCAGGGAAGUAUUUUGUCAAGCACUACAAAAGCCUGGUUGGGAAGCACUUCAAGAUGGUCAUCCAACUGGCCCCAUUUGUGCUCUUCCAGUUCAUGAAUGAAGAACAAAGGGCACUCUGGACUGCAAUGUGCCGCCUGGCACCACUACUUUUCCAAACCUCCAUCCCAAACAUGGAAGUUUACAUCAAGGACCUGGAGGAGAAGAUUGACAACUUCAUGUAUCUGGUCAUCCGAAUGUCAGCUCAAUGGGUCAACAAGCCAAAGUUCCACAUGCUCUUGCAUCUACCCCGUGCAAUCAGAAGGUUUGGCCCAGCCUGCUUAUUUGCAACAGAGAAGUUUGAAAGCUUCAAUGGGAUCCUCCGCAACGCCUCAGUCCAUUCAAAUCGCCACGCUCCUGGACGAGAUCUGGCCAUAUCAUUUGCAAAUUACGAGUGCAUGCGUGCCAUCCAGUCCGGGGGAAGACUCUUCAAUCACAUUGAACAAAGGCAUUUUUUCCCUUCUGAAAGCCUCACCACUAUGUGCCAAGACAAAAUGAUUCAAAAGUCCAUGGGGUACAACCCCCCCAGAGAUAAUACAACCACCCCACCCCACAUAACUUAUCCAUCCAAGAAGGCCCCCCCCAUUGUCAUACCUCAGCAACUCCAAGAUGCUUACCCAAACAAAACCAUCAAACCCAUUGCAACAAUUAUGCUUGACACACACAGGAGGCUCAAGAAGGGGAUAUUUGUCCAGGUGAGGACCAGCUGGAAAAAUAUGUGA
Messenger RNA from Puccinia graminis f. sp. tritici CRL 75-36-700-3, 1518 nucleotides. RefSeq lists its product as uncharacterized. NCBI's taxonomy places the organism in Eukaryota, Fungi, Basidiomycota, Pucciniomycetes, Pucciniales, Pucciniaceae. The transcript is spliced from 4 exons. Bases 1 to 1518 code for a protein of 505 amino acids. The record is from RefSeq and is a predicted model, not a curated record.